ACCAGAGAAAAAUCUCCAAUCUUUUUUUAUUGAAACAAAAUAAACCUCUUCGCUUUCUCUUCUCCAGACACUCGGCUACUAUUCAGAAGAUUGUGUUUUUGUUCACUUUUUUGGUUAAUGCUCUAUAAAUGUUGCAUCUUGCAUCUUCUCCAACCUUAUCUUUAACUUAUCCCAACAAGAACCUUCAACAUAUUCGUUACACAACAAAAUUUGCAGUUAAAACAUCAUCAUUUUCUGUUCGUUGUUCGGUUCCACAGGCAAAUAACAAUGGAGAUAAUAAAAUGGAAUACACUCCUUGGCUUGUUGUUGGCUUGGGUAACCCUGGAAAUAAAUACCAUGGCACCAGACACAAUGUUGGAUUUGAAAUAAUUGAUAGUCUUUCUCAAUCAGAAGGUAUUCUGAUGAAUACAAUACAGUCAAAAGCCUUGAUUGGAAUAGGUUCUAUAGGAGAAGUACCAGUUUUGUUGGCGAAACCUCAAACAUACAUGAAUUUUAGUGGGGAAUCGGUUGGGCCACUUGCUGCAUAUUAUCGAGUGCCUUUGCGCCAUAUUCUAGUUGUUUAUGAUGAAACUAGCCUUCCAAAUGGUGUUUUAAAGCUUCAACCUAAAGGUGGACAUGGGCAUCACAAUGGAUUGAAAAAUGUGAUUGGCCAUUUGGAUGGUUCCCGUGAUUUUCCUCGACUUGCAAUCGGAAUUGGAAACCCUCCUGGAACUAUGGAUUUAAGAGCAUUUCUUCUACAAAAGUUCAGUUCAGUGGAAAGAAAGCAGGUUGAUGAGUCAUUGGAGCAAGGAGUUCAAGCUGUUAAGACCUUAGUGCUCAAUGGGUUUAACCAUCAUGUCAAUAGAUUCAAUUUAGGGCAAAAAUACAAGUACAAUAAAGUUUAAUUUCUCUCAAAUGUACCAAUAGUUUUUUGUUAUUAUAGAUGAAAUCCAUGGUUACCACAUUGUGUAUGUUAGCAUUUUCACCUAAAAAAGAUGGCUUUAAUAUGUUAUUCGUGCAAUUGCCCACUCUCCCUCACAUGGCUCUAGCAUAUCAUUACUUCAUAGUGAGAAAAUUAAGCAGUUAAAACUAAUCUACGAAAUUGGUACCAUACUUUGGAAGGCAA
Molecule: messenger RNA, 1105 nt
Organism: Medicago truncatula (barrel medic)
Lineage: Eukaryota; Viridiplantae; Streptophyta; Magnoliopsida; Fabales; Fabaceae
Product: chloroplastic group IIB intron splicing facilitator CRS2-B, chloroplastic
Exons: 9
Coding region: 129-884 (251 amino acids)
Molecular function (GO): peptidyl-tRNA hydrolase activity
Source: RefSeq, a predicted model, not a curated record